AUGGCCUCCAACGCCGGCGUCCUGGCCUUGCUUCUCCUCUCCGCCGCCGCCGUCGGUGCGCUUGCCUUCGACGUGAACGAGAUCCUCUCACCGGAGCCCGACUUCUCCACCUUCACCAAGUACCUCACCGACACCAAGGUGGCCGACGACAUCAACAGCCGCAAGACCAUCACCGUCCUCGUGCUCGACAACACCGCCGUCGCGCCGCUCGCCGGCCUCUCUGCCGCCCAGCUCAAGGACGUCCUCUCCGUCCACGUCCUCCUCGACUACUACGACCCCGACACCCUCGACCGCGACUUCAAGAACAAGACCGCGCUCAUGACCACCCUCUUCCAGACCACCGGCCGCGCCGCCGACAACAACGGCUUCCUGAACUACGCCGAGAAGGCCGACCAAAGCAUGUUCUUCGGCUCCGCCGCCGCCGGAGCCCCCCAGGACUCUGAGCUCAUGAAGGUCAUCGGCGCGCGGCCGUAUGAUCUGUCGGUCAUCCAGAUCAGCAAGGCCAUCAUUCCGCCUGGCAUCGCCGGCGGAAGCACCGCCACACCCGCCGGUGGAAGCGCCACCACCUCCCCGGCCACAGCGUCUCCCAAGUCCCCCGGCGACAAGACCACCUCCCCAGCCGUAGAGGCUCCCAAGGACGGCGCUAGCAAUGCCACCUCUGCUUCUCCCAAGUCCGACCCUCCGGCAGGAAGCGCCUCCUCGCCCGCCAAGGAACCAGUUUCAGAUGCCAGCUCUCCCUCAGAAGAUACUCCAGACGACGGCACUGCCUCGGGUCCCGCUUCCAGCGACUCUGCAGUGGCGCCGGGCCCUGCCAGCGGGAAGAAAGCCAGCUCGGCGGAGAGGACGGUGGCUGGGGCCGCUAUUGGGCUCUCCAUGGGCAUGGCCCUUGUUUGUGGGCUUUAA
Molecule: messenger RNA, 903 nt
Organism: Zingiber officinale
Lineage: Eukaryota; Viridiplantae; Streptophyta; Magnoliopsida; Zingiberales; Zingiberaceae
Product: fasciclin-like arabinogalactan protein 3
Exons: 1
Coding region: 1-903 (300 amino acids)
Cellular component (GO): plasma membrane
Source: RefSeq, a predicted model, not a curated record